Culex pipiens pallens (northern house mosquito) is the source of this 406-nucleotide messenger RNA. RefSeq lists its product as uncharacterized. The coding region runs from base 225 to 389 and encodes 54 amino acids. The transcript has 2 exons. Lineage: Eukaryota; Metazoa; Arthropoda; Insecta; Diptera; Culicidae. The record is from RefSeq and is a predicted model, not a curated record.
UAGACUGGAGGAGGCUGGAGCAGGAAGAACCGUAGCAAUCGAGAAUCAUUUCUGUAGAGCAGGAUUGUAGAAAAAGUGAUCAAAUUAUAACAAAUAUAAAACUAAAUCAAGUGAGAUAAAGUGAGUGCGUUCCACGUCGUUGCACGACGUCGUGUGGGCUAGUAACGGAUUAACCUUUAAACAAACAUACACACACAGAGAGAGCAAAUCUCAAAAGCAUCAAGAUGGGUGCCAAAGGUAGCGUUGAGGCUGCCAAAAUGAACUCCGACAACUGGGGCCCGUUCGAGCGUGGCAGCAGCCGGCACUACAGCCACCGACACAACCAGCGGUCCCAGUCGCUGAACCGAGGCCAAGCACUAUCACGGGCCGAUGUGAGUGGGAUGUGGUGACAGCAAGGAACCUCAGG